AUGUCUCCAGUCGCGGCGCUAGUAGCCGAGCAGGAAAGGCGGGAAGCGGAGUUCCGUAUGGCGCAUGUCAGAGUUAAGGAGCGAUCCGAGGACAUCCUUUUCUCGCACGGGGAGGACGCCGAGGCACGCCAGCUUAGCGCUGAGCUGGCAGCCGUCCUGGCCAAUCAGGAGAAGUUGGAGCCGACAGGGCUGAUGGUGCUGAGACCUGGAAGCAACGGCAGGAGAGCUGACGGGGAAGCAGCCGGGGAAGCAGCCAGGGAAGCUGACAGGAUCCUGCAGUACUCCAUUCACUCUGUCCCGCCCGAGCUACGCUCCUUGGUAGCCCAGAUGCCUCUCCAGUCGACUCAGACAUCACAUCCUACCAGGGAAGCCCCAGAGGGACAGCAGCUGCAUGCCUCCCCUCCCAUGCACCCAAUCCUGCAGUAUUCCAUUCACUCUGUCCCGCCCGAGCUACGCUCCCUGGUUGGGACCCUGCUGCCACAACCCGGAGACGGAUGGGGAAAGGGGGCAAAGAGGAGGGCAGCUGCACGUGUGGGCGAGGCAUGGGGCAUGAGUGUAGAGGAUGUGAUAGUAGGGGAUAUGGGGAUGGAAGGUGUGGAAAUCGAAGAAGUGAGGGUGGAGGAUGUGAGAACGGAGGAGGUGAGAGUAGAGGAUGUGACUGUAAAGUAUAGGGGGUUGGAAGGUGCGAAGAGCGAGGAGGUGAGAGUAGAGGAUGUGAAGAUAGUGGUGACGUUUCAGUGCAGCGAUGUGCCUCUCUGGCCUAUCCACAACAAUACCUCCUCCUCUGCUGCUGCUGCUUCUGCUGCUGCUGCUGCUGCUGCUGCUGCUGCUGCUGCUGCUGCUGCUGCUGCUGCUGCUGCUGCUGCUGCUGCUGCUGCUGCUGCUGCUGCUGCUGCUGUGACAGAAGUUGCAACUGCAGAUGGCGCCUCAGCACAUGCAGGUGUGAGUCCAGCAGACUCAGCCAUAGCAACGCAGGCAGAUGUGAGCAGGGCAAUGAACCGGCUGCUCUUCAACUUCCGCCUCUUCCAGCAGCAGCUCUGCGAGCACAUCUGGGCGGCCGGCCACUGGGCUGACGCUGUCGACCCCCUCACUGGCUACCUCAUGCACUCUGCUCCUGGCAGUGGUGGCAGCAGCAGCGGUCGUGCUAUAUCUGGUGACAGUAACGGUGGUGGUUGUGGAAGUGGUGGGAGUGGUGAAAAUGGGGGGGGUGGCAGCAGGUGGCCAUUCCCUGCGCCUAUUAAGUACAACGAAGUAGAUAUUGCUCAGAUCCUCCUCGGCUACCCUGUCGCUCCCACUGCCACGGCCAGUGAAGCUUCAGUAGCGUCAGUGGGCACUACUGUGCCUCCCACUGCUGCUGCUGCAGCGUCCGCAGCAGCAGUGGCAGCAGCACAACCAGCAGCACCACCACCACCACCGACAGCACCAGGACUACCGCCCAUGCCCACAUGUCCCCUUGUUCUCCACCCUUCCUUUGGCACACACACCUACCCAGCCUCUCUCCUCACCACCGCCCCUCUCCCGCUCCUCCAAUCCGCCAUCCGCCACGUGGCAGGCUCUGGCUGGCGCCUGCCAGGCUGGCAGGAGGAACCUGGGGUGCUGGUGGUGGGGCAGGGGAUGGGGGAUGAGAAGAGGGGAGGUGUGACAGCAGCGGGGAAUGGGGAGGAGGGAAUUUGUGAGGAAACAAGCCCCUUCUUGCGCCCUCCCCCUGCCUGGCUGCUCAAGUCAUGUACCCGAUGCAAACUGGAUGUAUUCACGGGGAAGAACGUUGUGAGAGACACGCUUGUUCUAUGCUCUUGUGGAGGGGGAGAGGCAGGAGAGACGAGAGGCUAA
Closterium sp. Naga37s-1 is the source of this 1830-nucleotide messenger RNA. Lineage: Eukaryota; Viridiplantae; Streptophyta; Zygnematophyceae; Desmidiales; Closteriaceae. The record is from the annotation of a GenBank genome assembly.